GCGGCCGCCUCCCGGAGCGUCUGGGGAGCCGCGGGCCGUCGCAGGCUCGGGCGUCGCAGGACGCGGACCCGAACCGCGGGACGCGGCCCUGGGAGCAGCUCGCCCCGUCCCCGCCGCCCGAUGUCCUCAAGAUGGAGGCAGCGGGGGCGGCGGCGUGAAGAAAGCCGCGCUGUGCGCGCGGGAGCAGCUGCCGGGGCUGUCCGGGCGGAGACGGCGGCGGGAUGGGGCUGCUGCUCCUGAUCCUGGCGUCGGCGGUGCUGGGCUUCUUGCUCACGCUCCUCACCCAGUUCCUGCUGCUUUACCGCAGACAGCCCGAGCCGCCGCCGGACGAGGCCGCCCGCGCGCGCGACGGCUUCCGCUACCUCAGGCCGGUGCCGGGCCUGGCCCUGCGGGAGUACCUUUAUGGCGGUGGCGGCGGGGCCGAGGAGCCCGCCGCCGGGCCCUGCGAGGGCGGCGCCACCCCGACCCCGGAGACCCCAGCCCCGCCGACGCGGGAAACCUGCUACUUCCUCAACGCCAUCAUCCUGUUCCUGUUCCGGGAGCUGCGGGACACCGCACUGGCCCGCCGCUGGGUCACCAAGAAGAUCAAGGUGGAGUUCGAGGAGCUGCUGCAGACCAAGACGGCGGGGCGCCUGCUGGAGGGGCUGAGCCUGCGGGACGUGUUCCUGGGCGAGACCGUGCCCUUCAUUAAGACCAUCCGGCUGCUCCGGCCCGUGGUGCCGUCCGCCGCCGGGGAGCCCGACGGCCCCGAGGGAGAGGCGCUGCCCGCCACCUCCCCGGAGGAGCUGGCCUUUGAGGCGGAGGUGGAAUACAACGGGGGGUUCCACCUCGCCAUCGACGUGGACCUGGUCUUCGGCAAGUCCGCGUACCUGUUCGUCAAGCUGUCCCGCGUGGUGGGGAGGCUGCGCUUCGUCCUCACCCGCGUGCCAUUCACCCACUGGUUCUUCUCCUUCGUGGAGGACCCCCUCAUCGACUUCGAGGUGCGCUCCCAGUUUGAAGGGCGGCCCAUGCCCCAGCUCACCUCCAUCAUCGUGAAUCAGCUCAAGAAAGUCAUCAAGCGCAAGCACACCCUCCCCAGCUACAAGAUCAGGUUUAAGCCAUUUUUUCCAUUCCAAACCGUGCAAGGAUUUGAAGAAGAUGAAGAAGAGCAUAUCCAUAUACAACAGUGGGCACUCACUGAAGGCCGCCUUAAAGUCACACUGUUAGAAUGUAGCAGGCUGUUCAUUUUCGGGUCCUAUGACCGAGAGGCAAACAUCCAUUGUACACUCGAGCUGAGCAGCGGAGUUUGGGCAGAGAAACAGAGGAGUUCUAUUAAGACGGUUGAAUUAAUUAAGGGGAAUAUACAAAGUGUCGGGCUCACACUUCGCUUUGUCCAGUCCACCGAUGGCUAUGCCGGGCACGUCAUCAUUGAGACUGUGGCCCCGAACUCGCCUGCUGCGAUUGCGGACCUCCAGAGGGGAGACCGGCUGAUCGCCAUUGGAGGUGUGAAAAUCACGUCUACGCUGCAAGUGCUGAAGCUGAUCAAGCAGGCCGGAGACCGCGUCCUGGUGUAUUACGAGAGGCCCGUGGGCCAGAGUAAUCAAGGCGCCGUGCUGCAGGACAAUUUUGGACAGUUGGAGGAAAACCUCCUGCCAAGCUCGUGCCAACCGAACUACGAGGAAGAAGCAGCCGGGCUGGCGGUGGACGCCGAGAGCAGAGAUCUGGACUCGGAGUUUGAAGACUUGGCGGGUGACGUUCGAGCCCAGACUGAGGGCAGGGAAGAGGCGCCGGCGGCGGGUCACAGUCCCAGGCGCACCCCGACGUCGCUCUCCGUCAGACCCCUUGGAACGGUGUCGCCAGUGCUAAACCGAAAAUUAGUCGUAGGACCUCACCCCCCACCACCAAAGCCCCCGUCCAAAGAAGGAAGCAAACCCUUAGCCCUAAAGCCCCCCGAGGCAACAGACCCAGCACAAGUGUCCAAACCCACCCAGGGGCCCACGUUCAAACCGCCGGUGCCACCGCGCCCGCAGGUGAAAGCCCCUUUGCCUUCCGCCGACGCACCGAGCCCGGCGGAACCCGAGGUCCCUGUCGAAAAGCUGGAAAAGGCGCCGCUGCCGCCGCCUGCAGAAAAACCUGCUGAGAAGCAAGCGAGAACGCUGGAUCACCUGGAAGACGUGGCCGCGUCGAAGCAGUUCUUAACGAAGCAAGAGGUGGCGAAAGACUUAACGUCCGAAGGUCCCUGCCCCCCUAAGGACAGUUCGGACGACCCUCAAAUGUGGGAAUCCUCAGAAAUUCCCUAUCGUAAUAAGCUAGGAAAAUGGACACGAACCAGAGCGACCUGUGUCUUCGACAUAGAGGCCUGCCACAGGUACUUGAACAUUGCGCUGUGGUGCAGGGACCCGUUCAAGCUGGGGGGGCUCAUCUGUUUGGGGCACGUGAGCCUGAAGCUUGAAGAGCUGGCUUUAGGGUGCCUCGCUACAUCGAACAUGGAGCACCUCUCCAAGUUCCGGCUGGAGGCCCCGUCCCCUAAGGCUGCGGUCACCAGAACCGCACUGCGCAACCUGAGCAUGCAGAAGGGCUUCAAUGACAAGUUCUGCUUUGGUGACAUCACUGUUCACUUCAAGUAUUUGAAAGAAGGAGAACCGGACCACCAUAUAGGCGCUAACUUGGAGAAAGAGAGGGAGUUUCAUUUGGUGGAGGAGGUUUCUGCCUUCCCGAAGGAGGAGCACUCUGCCGGCCAGGUGGGCUCACCGGAGAAUAAACAUAGCUUCCAGGACACGCAGUUCCAGAACCCAACCUGGUGCGACUACUGCAAGAAGAAAGUGUGGACUAAAGCUGCCUCCCAGUGUAUGUUCUGUGCCUACGUUUGCCAUAAAAAAUGCCAGGAAAAGUGUCUCACCGAGACUCCGCUCUGCGGAGCCGCCGAUAGGCGGCUAGACCGCGCCCUGAAAAACCUCAGGCUGGAAGGACAGGACACCCUCCUGGGCCCGCCUGUCCGCGCCGACGCCGACGCCAGCAAGUCGGCCAACAAGACGACGGGGUUGACGAGGCACAUCAUCAACACGAGCUCCCGGUUGUUAAAUCUGCGGCAGGUGUCUAAAACCCGCCUCUCCGAACCGGGAGCCGAUCUGGUAGAACCCUCCCCAAAACACACCCCCAACACGUCGGACAACGAGGGCAGCGACACGGAGGUGUGCGGCCCGCACAGCCCCUCCAAACGGGCCAGCAGCACGGGGAUGAAGCUGGUGAGGAAGGAGGGCGGCCUGGACGACAGCGUGUUCAUCGCGGUGAAAGAGAUUGGCCGCGACCUGUACAGGGGCCUGCCUACGGAGGAGAGGAUCCAGAAACUGGAGUUCAUGCUGGAUAAACUGCAGAAUGAGAUCGAUCAGGAGUUGGAACAUAACAACUCCCUCGUCAGAGAAGAGAGAGAGAUGGCCGACACGAGGAAAAAAUCCCUUCUCUCCGCUGCUUUGGCUAAGUCGGGUGAGAGACUGCAGGCCCUGACGCUGCUUAUGAUCCACUACCGCGCGGGCAUCGAGGACAUCGAGUCCUUGGAGAGCCUGUCCUUAGACCAGCCCUCCAAAAAGAUCAGCAAGUACACGGACGAUACAGAGGAAGAUCUGGAUAGUGAAAUAACCCAACUAAUAGACUCGCAGCCAUUCAGCAGCAUAUCAGACGACUUAUUUGGCCCAUCUGAGUCUGUGUAACAGUCUGUCUGAACUUUCAAGUGGUUGGGGGAAAGUUGCAUCCAAAGUACCGUGGAUAUACCCGCGCUGACACCCUCCUCUAAUGCGCUUCGGUCUGCUUCUCCACAGUUAUUUGCUUGUGUUAAGAACCAGAAUGAAAAGGUUGUUUUCCAGCAAAAACAUGACCGGCUCACUGAAUGGGUUAUUUCAGAUUGCAUUUACCGCUCUGCUUGUUGGGUUUAUACUUGGAAUUUAUUUUUACUAAUUUAUUUUUAACUUUUUCUAAUUAUGAGAUUAUGUAAGCUGACUUUUCAUGUUGGUGUAUGUGAUGUCUCAUUGUGCUGUUUUCCUUCCUCUUCGUUUUUGAAUCAGUGUCAAGUAGGAUGCUGUCCAGCUUCUCGUAACGUUUGUGUCUCUAUCACGGUUGUAACAGACCGCUGCGUGCCCGAAUCGACGGCAGCGAUCAUUGAGGGAACAGGCUUUGAAUCUUACUUUGUGUUAGAAGUUUGUUAUCUCUACUUGCUUGAGAUUUUUAUUAUUUUUGGGAUUCUGGGGGGGUGCUUUUUGUCUUGUUUUUGCCAAAUGUAUCAUGAAAGCAGAUGCUAUGGUUCUAGUCAGUUCUAUUGAUUUAGUAAAAAAAAAAAUUUUUUUUUUUACGUAUAUUGCUUGCUUUAUAUGCCUCUGUGAAAUUUUUCUCUAAAGGUUUUGUGCAGUUGAAGUAUAGUGAGGAUAUAGUGAUUAAUUUGAAGAGCUUGCACCGAAAAACAAAAUGUAAUAAGGAGUAAAUACAGAACAGAGUUGGUAAAGGAUUUCGUAGCGAGAUGAUGAGAUUGCUGAAAAACAGCAACCAUUGGGAUUUUGAAACAUCAUCUUUCAAAUGUUGUUUUCCCUUUAAAUGGAAGUUCUAAACAUUUGAUUAUUUUUCAUCUUCAGUUCUCCCAUAGGAAAUAAAGCACGUGCAAGGAUAUUUCAAGUUUCAGAGGACUGUUCUUAAAAUGACCAUGCUGAUAGCUGGUUCGGGCUGUUUUGCUCUAGAAACAUUUUCAUGUAGGAAAAUGUGAAGGAGAAGAAUCAUACGCAAUAGACUUACUGCUUUGUCUGACAUCCUACAGGCUUCAAGGAAUGGUGAUCAUUCCAAAUGCUCCUGUAGCUCAGACUUUCAUACAUGAGGGAAAAAAGAAAAUUAAGUAGAAAAAAUAGACAGUAUAGAUACAUAGGAAGUGGGGCCAGUUUUCUGAACACGAAGAUCUGCUGUGGUCCCCGGGCCAUCGCGUGGGUGCCAGUGACACGCGAGUGAGGGCGACGUGGGCUCGGCCCCGGUCGGCGCGCCAUGGCAGCUGUGGCCUUCCUUCUGCCUCUGCAAAGAUCCAUAUGUUCCUCCUUUUUGUUGGCAGCUACUAUGAUAAUAUAUAUGUAAAAAAUAUAUAUAUACAAGCCGUCCCGCCUAGUUUUAUAUAUAUAAAGCUUGUAUGGCUGGCAGAAAAAGGCAUGGUAUGAUAGUAUGGAUUCUGGCCCAAAUCUGUAGCCCAGGACACCACACUAGAGUUUUAAGUCCUAGCUCUCCCACUGGCUGUAAAUGAACUGUAUAACCAUAAGCAAGCCACAAAAGGGCUGCGUGCUGCAGCUCCGAGUAGGAAUAAACAAGAUUUACUCUACCUCACGAGAUCGUUGUGAGGAAAGCAAUAGCAUUACAUAACUGAGUGCUCUGAGUAGCAGAGUUAUUCCAAUAAAGGUAUGACUUACAUGGGCGAUAAAAGCAUUUCUGAGGGUAGAAAAGUUACUCCACUCUUUAAAAUCAAUAGCCAAUUCUCAUUUCUGCUAUUAAGUGAAAUAUUAGGAAACAAUACUUCUCUUGGCCAAGCUAAUAACAAAAAUAUAGCUGUGUAUGCCCCCCUUGGUUUAUUUAAGCAUGCUUGUGUUUUCCAAGAACACUGCUGUAGAAGUCUUUAUACACAAAAUUCUCUGAAAGCUAAAACGUUAAUUCUGUAACACGUGCUUGAAACAGGCUGCCCAACGUGAUAACCAACGUUCAUCUUAUAAAAAUAACUUACCGUCGAUAACCGGGGAGGUGGCGUGUCUGUAAGUGGCUGGUGUUUGUGGAUCAUACCACGGAAGUCGUAGCGACGGACAUCCAAGCACGCUGCUGAGACAGAUGCAUUUGAAAGAGCUGUAGAAAUGCGACGAAACUUGGGUUUCAUGACAAUCUACUCGUGCUUUGCAAGUGUUGAACGCUGUAGAACCACAGCCAUGGAAAGCUCAGGCACGCUGCUCAUGCUGUUUGUAAAAUAGCCCUCCGUGCAGUGCGGUGUUUGACACAUGUCCUGGGAGAAGCGGGAGAGGCGCCGUGGUCGUGCUUUGGUGCAGGGGGAACACUCCAGAUAGCGUAGCGGGUAGCUAGGGAUGAGGCUCCGAUGAACACAGUUGUUACUAUAUUACAUUCCUGAUGUAAUCUUGCUGCCAUGCUAUGUUAUCAAUAGCUUAAAACAAUAAAGAGAAACUACCACAGAAAA
Phyllostomus hastatus (greater spear-nosed bat) is the source of this 6175-nucleotide messenger RNA. It is a transcript of the gene PDZD8, whose product is annotated as PDZ domain containing 8. Gene Ontology annotation, cellular component: mitochondria-associated endoplasmic reticulum membrane contact site. The transcript has 5 exons. Gene Ontology annotation, biological process: mitochondrial calcium ion homeostasis. Bases 222 to 3686 code for a protein of 1154 amino acids. Gene Ontology annotation, molecular function: lipid binding; protein binding. Lineage: Eukaryota; Metazoa; Chordata; Mammalia; Chiroptera; Phyllostomidae. The record is from RefSeq and is a predicted model, not a curated record.